This is a messenger RNA of Suillus paluster, 3196 nucleotides long. RefSeq names its product WD40 repeat-like protein. The transcript is spliced from 22 exons. The record is from RefSeq and is a predicted model, not a curated record. Gene Ontology annotation, molecular function: protein binding; chromatin binding. Gene Ontology annotation, cellular component: nuclear replication fork. NCBI's taxonomy places the organism in Eukaryota, Fungi, Basidiomycota, Agaricomycetes, Boletales, Suillaceae. Gene Ontology annotation, biological process: DNA-templated DNA replication; mitotic cell cycle; DNA repair. The coding region runs from base 9 to 3083 and encodes 1024 amino acids.
CACUGACGAUGGCGAGCUCUUCGAAGGCGAUCAGCAACUCAGCACAUCAGCAAGGCCAGACAUGUAUCGCAUUUUCGCGUGACGGGAAGAUUGCUUACACGGGGGGUUUGGAAGCAUCAGUACGAAUAUGGCACACUGACCAAGGGGAGGACCAGGAGCCCGAAGCUGCGUAUGAAGCUGAUGAGGGUAUCACGACCAUCGCUGCAGCCAACGACUACUGGCUUUCUGGAGGCCACGACUCUCAGGUGCGAAAGUACCUUCCUGGAAAGGCACAGUUCGAGGGAUUUGUGGCGCACGUGGCUGGAGCAUCGAUCAGGUCUUUAGCAGUGGAUCCCUCUGGCAAGCGAGUUGCUGUCGCUUCUGACGAACUCUCAGUCAAAAUCAUUGAUUUGGAUGAAAUAACGAACGUGACUGUACUGGAAGGAGGGCAUAAGAAACUCAUAAGAAAGACGACGUGGCAUCCGUCGGGCUCUAUUUUGACAACGAGUAGCUCGGAUGGGACCAUAGUAGCAUGGAAUAUAUCUGAUACUGAAGCCAAAGUUGAGAACGUUAUUGACGGUAUAAUACCCGCAGUAGCAGAUUCGGAGUCUCCGGAAUUUAUGCAUGAUUGUUCCGCCGUUUGGCAUCCGUCAGGACAAUAUUUCUUUGCGGCAUCACGAACACAUGAAAUUGUCACGAUUUCACGCACCACAUGGAUCAAAACUUCAUCUCUGUCUGAUCCAAAUACCAUCGGUGCAACAACAGCACUAGCUGUUUCAGCCAAUGGCGUGUACCUUGCAAGCGCUUGCAACCAAGAGAUAUUGGUUUGGAGUGUGCAGACGAAGCGGGUGCUUUGGAGGCACCCGGGCACACCAAAUGCAUUCACUAUUCAAAUCGCCUUUUCACCCACAGAAAAUCUCUUAGCAUGGACAGAUACAGAUGGUGUUCUCUCUCGUUGGCGGGAUGCAAUCCCUGAUAGCUCGCCAGAUCCCGUCCGCCAAACGGCCGCGAGCAGCGCUCAAGGGACGACUACAAAGCGAAAGUCCACUCCCCCACUGUGGGGUGAAGAAGCUGAUGUUGAUGCGGAGGGAGGUGACCCCUACGGCGAUGACUGGAUCAUUGAUGACCUUGGCAAUGGAAUGGAAGAUGAGCCUGAGGGUGCAAGAGCGAAGCGCGCAGGUGAUGGGUUCGUGAAGGAGAUGGUGAGCAUCACAAAGGCUCAGCCCGCUUUCCAACCGGGGUCAACGCCCAUGGAAAACAAAAAGCGUUAUCUCGCAUACAAUAUGGUUGGUGUCAUUGAGGUGACGGACCAGGACACUCAUCACAUUGUCAAUGUCGAAUUCCACGACCGGUCAACCCGCAAGGGAUACCACUUCACUGAUCACUUCAAAUAUGACCUUGGUUCCCUUGGUGAACGUGGUGCACUCUUCGCCUGUCCCCCUGAGCUCGAUCACCCAGCGCAAGUAAUAUAUAAACCUUACGGUACCUGGUCCACGCAAGGGGAAUGGACAUAUGCCCUUCCAAAAGGUCAUCGUGUCCUUGGCCUUGCUGCAGGCGGUGAGAGGCCGAUGCGGUCUCUGAGAGAUCCUUCGUCAUCUGGAGGUGAUAUUCAAGGGCAAGGGAACAUCGUCAUCGCGACCAGUUCCGGAGACCUCACGUUCUUGAGCGGGUCUGGUAUGGAACGAAUUGUCCUCGGCGUGGAAGGUGAAUAUGUGACAAUGGCUGCUGCCGAGGAAUAUGUGCUGGUGGUGCACCGGCCGGGCGCAACUACUAUUGAUGGCUCCCAAAGUUUGGUUGCCACACUGAUAUCCUUUGAAGACUUUCAAGUUCUUCAAGAGAAACCACUACCAAUACCGAAAGGUCACACUCUUAGAUGGAUUGGAACUACAGAUGAAGGGGCCCCGGCAAUAUACGAUUCUGCAGGCUACAUGCACCUCAUGAUCCAUCAUCGACGUCCGAACCGUGCAGCGUGGGCGCGUCUCAUGGACACCAACGCGCUGGAGCGCAAGCAGGGUAAGGACGAGUCGUAUUGGCCUGUUGGCCUAAGCCAAGACACAUUAUGUAGCUUCCCUGUCCGCCUGCCAUUCCGCAAUCAGGACCCCGUGGAUUCACCAGUCGAAGAGCGUAUUGCACGGGAACGAAUCUACGUUAACCUUGCUCGCGAUGCCCUUGGUGAUGAAUUAACCUCUCCCGACAUCGAUAAACGCGAAAUUGAACUAGACAAGCAAUUGAUCAAGCUCAUCCAGGCUGCCUGCAAGACGGACAAGGCGCCGCGUGUGAUUGAGCUCGUCAAGCGGUUACAUUUUCCAAACUCGAUUACGGCUGCCAGUCAACUUGCAGGGUUCUACCAAGCAAUUAAAUUGUGGCGGGAGCAGAACGCAACACCAGCAGAAGAGGCUAGGGAGGGGAGACAGGGGUUUUCCUAUGAGGAUGCUCCAUUAACUCGACCAAAGCCUUUCCAGAACUUCAACCCACCACCCAAGGUCGACAGACCUGGUCUGACACGAUCUGCUGGGAUCGUCGAGCCAACGGAGUUCACUGCGUCUAGUGCUGCGAUCAGAGCAAGUCGUACGCGAGCGCCACAGGCUUCUACUUCCCGUUCAACGUCUCCUGAGGGAAAGAGGAAACGCAACGACAAUGACGACGACCUAGUAUCUAACACGCGAGCCGUUGGUGAACCUGAUGCCGUGGUGCCAUCACCAAAGCCAAACAACCCAUUCGCUCGAAAAACUGGGCAAGAAGUCAAGAAGAAUCCUUUUGCAAGGAAACCCGAGCUUAACAAGCCCAUUGAGAAGAGCGAGAGCUUUUUCAACAAAGUCGAGGUCGCGGAAAAACGUCCAGCAGCAGCUAAAGGCAAGGAAAAGGAAAAGAAGGAGCUUUCAAGACAGAGCACUCUCUUCGCAGAAAAAAAGGAAAAGCAAGGUUCUUCGAAGAAAAAGAGGACAAGGCAAAGCCCUCCGGCGGACUCUGAAGCUAUGGAUGUAGAUAGCCAAGCUCAUCCCGACCCAUCAGACGUUCAGAUGGAUACUCAGCCUCUAGAGGAUGAAGAGCCCAUUGAUUGGCCGGAUUCACCGCCGGCUGCUACUGUCAACGACGAUGAUUAGGUCCCACUUGUUUCCCCCGCUUCUCGUCCAUCAUUGUAUGCAUAUCAUCAGUUGUUCUGGAUUGUGUAUCUAGAUCAUGUCCCAGUCUAUCUAACGCUGCCCUUGUGUCGGAU